Molecule: messenger RNA, 2241 nt
Organism: Penicillium cataractarum
Lineage: Eukaryota; Fungi; Ascomycota; Eurotiomycetes; Eurotiales; Aspergillaceae
Product: kinesin family protein
Exons: 3
Coding region: 1-2241 (746 amino acids)
Biological process (GO): microtubule-based movement
Cellular component (GO): kinesin complex; microtubule
Molecular function (GO): ATP hydrolysis activity; ATP binding; microtubule motor activity
Source: RefSeq, a predicted model, not a curated record
AUGAGUGUUCGGGUCGUCGCACGGGUACGACCACUUCUCAAGUCUGAACGAGAUCUCGAUGUCAUUCUUCGCACGGGCGCCUCCGCUGGCGCUGCCGAGUCCAAGCCGCGCGAGUCCCUGAAUGACGAUCGAAAGUUGGCGGCAUUGAGGGAUCGGGAUAAUGUCGUUCGCAUCCCCAACCCUAAGAAUGAAGGCGAGGAGUACACCUUUCAAUUCAAUGCGGUCUACGACGCGGAUGUGGCGCAGCAAGAGCUGUUUGACGCAGAGGUCGCGCCCACAAUCAAGCACCUGUUCAAUGGAUUCGAUAUCACUCUCUUCGCCUACGGUGUUACUGGAACCGGCAAAACACACACGAUGCGUGGCGGUAAAAGUCUCGCGGACCGAGGUGUGAUUCCCCGACUCCUGAGCGGCAUCUACAGGCGGAGUCGAAAGAUGGAAAAGGACAGUAACGGAGAGACCACCGUGCAGGUAUCUCUUAGCUACUACGAGAUCUACAAUGACAAGGUGUAUGAUUUGUUUGAGCCUCCCGAGAAGCGCACGUUGGCAGGGCUUCCUCUUCGGGACAAUGGGGGCAAGACGGUGGUCUGUGGGCUGACUGAGAAGCCUUGUACGAGUUUGAAGGAGUUUGAGGGUCUUUAUGACCAGGCAAACACCAAUCGCUCAACAUCGGCGACAAAGUUGAAUGCCCAUUCAUCUCGCUCUCACGCAAUCCUAGGAGUAAAGGUUACCGUCACAACCCCGGAGAAGACUCGAGUCAGCACUGCUUCUGCAAUUGAUCUAGCAGGUUCGGAAGAUAACCGACGAACGGAGAAUGACAAGGAGCGGAUGGUGGAAUCGGCGAGCAUCAACAAGAGUCUGUUUGUGCUGGCGCAAUGUGUCGAGGCCAUCACCAAGAAGCAACACCGUAUCCCUUAUCGCGAGUCCAAGAUGACACGGAUUUUGUCAUUGGGACAAAACAACGGCCUCACUGUCAUGAUUCUCAACCUUGCCCCCGUCCGAUCAUACCACCUAGACACGAUCAGCUCCCUGAAUGUUGCCAACCGUACCAGGAAAAUUGAGGUACGAGAAGUUGAGAACGACCCGAUCUUCAAAGGCCCAGCCAGACCCGCCGUUCGGCCGUCCUUGGCUGCAACUCGGAGGCCGCUGCAGCCCCUCACAGCUUCAGUGCAUGUCAACAUGCCUGCUUCUGUCGUCAAAGACCCGGCCAAGAAGGAUGAAGAGAAGCCCCUCAAGGCUUUCAGUGUCUACUCCGAUCGAACCCAGCCCAAGGCUGUGACUCAGAUCCGAAAGGCCGAGGUUCCAAAGAAGAUGUCUCUCUCAGAGGCGCAUCCCAUUCGAACGUUGAAACCACCCCGUCCGAGCAUCGCCCCACCACAGAUGAACUAUGGUGAUAUCUGUGCGGCCAAGAUCGAAGAAAUGGUCGAGAAAAAGGUUGAGGAGAUUUUGGCUGUGCGGGCCGUGAGCGAACAGUCAAGGCAAACUCAGGUUCGUGAGCUGAACGAGCAGCUUCAGCGUCGGUUGGAACAGCUCGAACAGCGAAUUGAAGGCACGGAGGAUGCUCGUGCCGAGGGUCUCUCCUAUCUGCUCAUGGCCAAACAGCACCAGGCGCGUGGCGAGAACAGCUCCGCAUUGAGGAUGUACCAGUUGGCUCUUCCGCAUUUUCCGCACAAUCAGAAGCUCGCAUCUAAGAUUGCCGCUCUGAAGGAGCGCCUCCAUGGCAAGUCCCAGGCCCGCCAGUCUGUUGCCCAUGUAUCGCCUCCCAAGGGCAGAUUCGGAAGCAUGCUGUCUCUCAAGAAGGAGCCGACUCUUACACUAGGCAAGCGUCAGGUGGAUGAUCUUGAUAGGGACUAUAUGGGUGAAGCUGGUGGUGAUGGAUUCUCCAGCGACGAGGACAGUAUUCUCCCAAAGUCAAAGAAGCGCGCCACAUCCAAGGCUCUCCAUCGUGAUCUGAGUGCACUGGAUGAAUAUGAUGAUCCUGCCGUCUCCCCACGGACCAUCCACCUCCUCUCCAUCAUCAACUCGCGUGAUGUGAGCCAAAUCAAGUUGCUCAAGGGUGUUGGUGCCAAGAAGGCCGAAGCUAUCGUCGACUGUCUCUGUGAGAUGGACCAAGCGGCGGGCACCACUGACGAAAUUGUCUCCGACCAACCACAGUUCCAAGUGAGCAGUUUGGCCGAGCUAAGUACGUUGAAGGGAGUGGGCGUUCGCACCGUUGAGAACAUGCGGAACGGAGUUUUGGUUUGA